CACGAUGCCGACGCGCGCCGUGCAAGCGCACACCGAGUCCGGCGGUGCCUGGGAUUGGGUGGAGGGAGUGGUGGCUGCGGACGGAGUCACAGGAUUGGUAGAGUUCAGCACCAAAGUUGUUGACUCAUAGCUGAGCAGCCCCUCUCCAUCCUUCUCGGCGCGGAGCUGUCCAGGGCCAGUGGUGCUGAAAGUCCCAGUCUCCGACGCGUCGUCGGAAUAAUUUCAUACUUUUUACGCUUUGAUUGCUCUCAGCGAUCCUUUGAAAGUUACGAGCUCUAUUCUGACACUUGAAGACGUCUCGUUUGAACGUCACUUGGUUGAUAUCCGUCCAUCAUAAUCGCUCUGUCCAAGAGCGCAUCGCAACUUCAACUUCUUAAACGAUCAAACAGAGGACUCUCCAAAGCGCAGCCAUGGCUUUCAUGGUAAAACACAUGGUGGGAGGACAGCUGAAGAACCUGACAGGCGGACUGACGGAGGAGAAAGCCGAAGGGGAGAAAUCAGACGCUGCCGCGCAGGGGAUGACUCAAGAGGAAUUUGAACAAUAUCAGCAACAGUUAGAGGAGGAAAAAAAAGAACGAGAAGCUCAUUAUGCCCAGAAGAAAGCUGAGAGAGCCACCAUUAGAACUCAUUUCCGGGAAAAGUACAGACUACCAAAGAAUGAGGUAGACGAGACCCAAAUCCAGCAAGCCGGGGACGACGUGGUGCUGCCCACAGAACUUGCCAAGAUGAUCGCUGAGGACAACGAGGAGGAAACACACAAGCAGUCAGUGCUGGGCCAGCUGUCCAACAUCCAGAAUGUGGACAUCGACCAGCUGAAAGACAAAGCCCAGGCCACACUGGAAGACCUCAAAAAGCAGACGGAAAAUUGCAGCGUGAUGUGAUCUGGCCAACUCUGAGCCCCAGGAGAUUAGAGUUUUUCUUGUACAAAUAUUUUUCAGAGGCAGAGCUGCUCUGGGGGUAGACGUUUUCUCAUUGCUGUAGUGGAAUGUCAGUUGGCAGAGCCACGCAUUAACAGUUUUUUAUGGUUGUGCAAAGUUAAACAGAAGCCUUAUAGUACGGUAUCUUGGCCACAUCUUACUAGCCUACUAUAUAAUUCUAGCCACAAUGACAUCCAGGUGAGAGCUUAAUUUGCUUGCCUCCUGACCACCCAGUAUCUUAAAGGUCAUGAAUGUCAUCCAUAUUUUUACACAAAUUGCCAAUUAGCCAAAAAAUGUGAGUCUUCUCACUGAGAUUUAUCCAAUUAAAAUAUCUCUGCCUUUAGAGCAGUUCCUCCUCUGAGAAAGGUUUUUCCAGUGUAUUAAAUCCUGUACUCCCUCCAUUCCCUCUAACCUCCCCAGCUCUCUGUACCUCAUGUGACCUGUGAUAACACAAUAUGAUUCCGCAGCAGAGGUCGCAGGUGUGUGUGUGUGUGUGUGUGUGUGUGUGCAGGAUUUCAUUGCUUCCAAACACACGGCAACUGAUUUCAGUGAUGAACACAUGCACUUUCAAUAAGAGCAUCACUGAGAUCAGCUGCCUCGUUGGACUGAAAGUACACACGUAAACGAUGCUGACGCCGGUUCACGUGUUAUGUUAAAUUUGGGGAAGUUAAUUUAGGUAAAAUAAAAUAAAGGAUCUCUUUGUUAAUAUUUAAUGUACAAAAGCACAACGUGGUCAAAAUGGGCUGAUCUUGGUCAAAAAGUAGCUUGCUAAUGUUGCUGCAUCAAUUUAAGUUUUAAUCUUUUCCUAGACAUAUCAUUUCGAUUUUUCUGUACUUCAGCGUGCCUCGGACGUCCGUACAAGGUUGUCUUCUUUUGAGCUCCAAAAUCUAAAAGCUACUUUUUACAAAGAUGAGCCUUCUUGAUUGUUUAUUUCUGGAGGGAGUUUCUUAUAUUUUAUGUUUAAAAACUACUAAUAAUUAUCAAGGAAGCACAGAUGAUGUCUCGGUGAAGGUCGGGAUAGAUUUGCUGCAUUUUUUUUGUAGCUUGUACGUUCAGUCAGUCUGUUCCCAAAUUUAAUCCAGCAUCCAUAUCAACUAUAUUGGAAGUAUAUCUGCACAUAUGCUGCAUUCAUAGGUUAAAAGAAUAAAAGCUGCUCAGUUAGGAGAAAUGUAAAUGCUUUACAAGUUGUACGCCAAAGCCUGUGUUGAUAACACUCUGACCAACAUAAAGGAAAAGGCACAAAUAUGUCAAAAUGUGUAACCGCAGGGUGUGUGUGUGUGUGUGUGUGUAUAAAUCCAACUACAGAGUUCGCAUACAAGUAUUUAUGUUCUGUAAGAUGUACAGGUAUCUGUUUGCCUAUACUGUCAACAGCGAGUCAUUCUGUUUUCAUCAGCUCAUCGGGUCUUAUAGUGUUCUUGACCGUCAGGUGACCUUUAACCUGUCCUCCAUCUCAUUGACCCCUGCGUCUCGGUAGUGCUGUUUUGUGUUGGUGGAUUUCGUGUUGUUCGGCCGAUGUGAUGCGUCAAGUGGUGUCUUUGUAAAAAACAAAAAAAAAAAAAACUGCUGCAGCCAGGAGUGCUCAUCAUAGUAUUACAGAGCACUCAGUUAGUGUGGGCUUACUGCAGUACUGUUGAUUACUAGCCAAGUUUAAGUGAAGGUAUGGGUGACUUAAGGGAGGAUGCUGAUGUUGUAAUGUUACAUUCAUAUUUGCUACAUUUUGCCAGUGUUCAGUUUAUGUAGCAGUGGUGAUGAGAGUGAUGUUGGCUUUGAUCUCACAUUCAUCUCCAAUCUGAUUCCUGUUAUGAUUCUACUGCCAAAAUCAUUAUUCCCCCCCCCCCCCCUUGGGGUUACUUAAGUUUUUAAGUUUAAACAGUGGCCAAAAAUAUUUCGUUAAUUUAUUCCAUGAGUUGUAAUUGCCACACUGUAGGUGCCACGCCUACUACCGAAUGAAAACUGAGACAACACUUUUUCAGUAUAGUGGUUACUGUCAUGUGUUAGAUGAAAAAUAUAUUCAGAAUAUUUCAAUAAUAUGAAGCAGAGGAAAAGUUGCAAUAAGUCCUUUUAGAAAUAGAGCUACUAGAAUAUGUCAUGUUUGAUCAUGAGACAAUAUUCGUGGAUGGAAACGAAGCCAUAAAGCAAAACGUUUUGCUUUGUAUGCGUGUUUGUGACUUGAAUUAACAAUUUAAUGACUCAAUAAUAAUAACAGUAUACAAAAAUAUAUAUGAUUAUAUAUAUGAUUUCUGUGGUGUCAUCCUGUGGAACAGAUUUUUUCAGGAAAUGGCUGCCAUGACACGCAGUUUCUUCUUUGGCAGUUUUUUUUUUUUUUUUGGUUCUCACUGUAUCUCUGUCAUUCUGUCUGAAGGUAUUUCAGUGAGUUUUAACUGCAAUAAAUUUUUUUUUAUUAUAAUUUAA
This is a messenger RNA of Archocentrus centrarchus (flier cichlid), 3329 nucleotides long. RefSeq names its product complexin 3b (gene cplx3b). Gene Ontology annotation, biological process: regulation of neurotransmitter secretion; synaptic vesicle exocytosis; neurotransmitter transport. Bases 411 to 881 code for a protein of 156 amino acids. The record is from RefSeq and is a predicted model, not a curated record. Gene Ontology annotation, cellular component: SNARE complex; terminal bouton. The transcript is spliced from 3 exons. Gene Ontology annotation, molecular function: syntaxin binding. NCBI's taxonomy places the organism in Eukaryota, Metazoa, Chordata, Actinopteri, Cichliformes, Cichlidae.